Molecule: messenger RNA, 1083 nt
Organism: Neospora caninum
Lineage: Eukaryota; Apicomplexa; Conoidasida; Eucoccidiorida; Sarcocystidae
Product: Kinase-like protein, related
Exons: 8
Coding region: 1-1083 (360 amino acids)
Source: RefSeq, a predicted model, not a curated record
AUGGCGCAAGCAAGCCCUGCUCCUCCGCCUUCGUCCUCUUCUUUCCCCCCCGAGUUGGAGAGCCUGCUGAAUGCGCUGGAGCCUGCGCGGCGCGCGGUUGUCACUCAGCGUCUCGAAGACUGGCUGAGCAGCGCCGAAGAGGGAAAGAAAAUCUCUCAGACUCUGACAGAGAGCGGUGCUUCAGACUCCGCAGCAGUUGUGGCGCGUCUCCAGCCUCUCUACCUCGCCGUUUUCGCGUGGAUUUCUCAGCUGCUGGAGAAAAGAGGGAAGGCGAGCGGUCAAGAAGGAAACGAAGCCGGACCGCUCCUCGUUGCUCUCUCUGCGCCACAGGGGAGCGGCAGCAAGGCUCUUGCGGAUGCACUGAAGUUCCUCUUUGCCGCGGAAGGCAGUGAGACGCUCGCUAUCUCUCUGGACUCCUUCUACGCGCUGGCGGGAAAGCAAGAGAAACUCGCGCAGAAACACUCGGAAAAUCCUCUUGUGCAGUAUCCAGGGAACCCUGGGACGCAUGAGCCUCUCUUGGCUGCAUGCGUCCUCGAGAGCCUGAAGCGCAACUCUCCAAACGGAGAAGUCCUAAUGCCCGUCUACGACAAGUCGCUGAAUGGUGGCAAGGGCGAUCGCCUCUGCGUGAAGGACUGGCAGAAGAUAAAGACAGGAAAUAUCAAGUUGAUCAUCUUCGAAGGGUGGAUGCUGGGCUUCAAAGCUGCGGCGGAGGCAAACGAGGAGGCUUUCCCCAGCCUUACAAAAGAAGAAGUAGAAUGGAUGAAACCGAUCAACAAGUCUUUGAAGGAGUACGAAGCACUUCAUGCUCUCGUCGACGCAUGGAUUGUCUUUCAGGCCGACGCGCUCGAUCGUCUGUUCGACUGGCGUUGCGAGGAAGAAAAAGCACACAAGCAGGUGUCCGGCGAGGGCAAGACGGCCGAAGAGGUUCGCGCGUCUGUGGAAAAGUUCCUGCCGACCUACAAAGCCUACUUGCCGCGGAUGAGCGCGCGAGGCCCCGACGGCGCGACUGGCGAGACGCCCGUGCUGGAAGUCUUCCUCGAUGCAGCGCGGGAUGCCGCGAAGGCAAGCGUGAAGCUUGCUUAA